Daucus carota subsp. sativus is the source of this 3723-nucleotide messenger RNA. Its product is annotated as protein SCAR3. Bases 136 to 3465 code for a protein of 1109 amino acids. The record is from RefSeq and is a predicted model, not a curated record. Gene Ontology annotation, molecular function: Arp2/3 complex binding; protein kinase A regulatory subunit binding. The transcript is spliced from 9 exons. Lineage: Eukaryota; Viridiplantae; Streptophyta; Magnoliopsida; Apiales; Apiaceae. Gene Ontology annotation, cellular component: cytoskeleton. Gene Ontology annotation, biological process: positive regulation of Arp2/3 complex-mediated actin nucleation; actin cytoskeleton organization.
GCCACUUCAUUCACUUCACCUAAUUCUCAAUCUCUCUCCCACCACAUCUCUCUCUCUCUCUCUCUCUUAUAAAACCACCAUUCAUUACAAAAACCAAAAUUAGAGAGACAAACAGGACAUUCCAGAUAGAGAAAGAUGCCUCUAGUUAGAGUAGCAGUCCGAAAUGAGUACGGAUUAGGAAUGGCGGAGCUGUACAAAGAGCAAGUAGACAAAGAAGAUCCAAAAGCACUGCUCGACGGCGUUGCUGUUGCUGGCCUGGUGGGCAUUCUGCGUCAAUUGGGCGAUCUUGCUGAAUUCGCAGCAGAGGUUUUUCAUGGCUUACAAGAACAAGUGAUGAAUACAUCUUCUAGAAGCCAUAAAUUGAUGGUUCGUGCACAAAAAAUUGAAGCGGCAGUUUCUCCUCUUGAAAAGACUUUAUUAGCGCAGAGAAGCCAUAUUCACUUCGCUUACACAACUGGUUCUCAAUGGCAUGCCCAUAUCCAAAGUGAACGAAAUCACUUUAUACAUAGUGACUUGCCGUUAUUUGUUAUGGACUCAUACGAGGAGUGCCGUGGUCCUCCACGCCUGCACUUGCUUGACAAAUUUGACACUGGUGGCCCAGGAUCUUGCCUAAAGAGAUAUUCAGAUCCAAAUUUUUUUAAGAGAGCAUCGGCUGGUUAUGAUGAUGCAUAUGCGGAAAAGUUGACAAGAGAUAAGAAGGCUCGUAGAAGAAAGAAAGGGAAACAGAAGAAGAGAACAUGGAUUCAGAAUGUAGACGGACCACCGCAUGUUAAUCAUCCCACAUCCAGUCACAGUGGCAGGAUGCAUUAUGCUUCUCAAAGCUUAGAAGAGACUUCUCCGUUUCAGACUUUCUCAACAUAUGAUGCUGCAUCAAAACUUGAAAUGGGAAACCAUUCAAAGUCUUUUGAUUCUAGAACUGUGUCGGGAUAUGAAGAAUGUGUUUUCAGCCCAAAGUUUGAUGGACAUGAAUUUGAGGAUAUAUCUUCUCCGUUGACGAUGAAUCAUAGUGAUCCCAUUGAUACAUCUUCUCCCUAUGAGCAAAGCAGAGCUGUAGCUGAUAGUAUACAAGAACCAACUGGCGCGAGGUCCUCUGGUGUCAGUUGGGAUGAAAAGGUAGAAAUAGUGGAGCCUACAGGACAGCAUUAUCGUUAUGAAGAAACCCCGGAUGUGCCUCCAAAUUUUGACCCAGAUUCUUUAGGAGAAGCUACUAAUUUCAAAUCUGAAUAUUGCAGCAAUGAUAGCACGCCUAAAUCAGUCCCUGGUAUAAAUCAACUUGAUGACAUUGACAGUGAGACAGACAAUUACAUGGACGCACUUAAUACCAUUGAGUCAGAACCUGAAACUGAUUUAGAGUGUCAAACAAAGCGAGAACUGGAGCAAUUUUCAGCUUUAAGCAUCAUGGCAGUGGAUGAGAGUAUAAAUGGGCUUAAGCCACAGCACAUGAACAGCGCAUCAUCAAAUGUUGAUUCUUCUUUUCCAUCUCAAUUUUCCACAAAUGUAGCUAGUUCAGAAGAUAACCACAAUUCAAUUCCCCUUGAAUCUGAUUGCUUCGUAAGCGAAAAAACAUCCAUUGUUAAUCCUAGUUCUUCAACCUCAGAAUGUUAUGUUAAGGUACAGUCUCCUUGUGACACCGGAAAAUCAUCAGUUCCAGACAGUUUGCCUUCUAGUGACCUGAUUGAGGGUGAUGAUAUCAAUUGCCCUAAUACAGAAACUGUUGUCAGAAAUUUAUCGUCCUCCGACUCAACCAAACCAGUUGUGCAGCCUUUGAAGGGUGAUAUGGUAUUAAGCAGUUCUAUAAAGUCAGAAAAGUCUCCUUCACUUCCUUCUGGUGUUGCUGGAAUAAAUUUCUGGACAAAUGGUGGUCUACUAGGACUCCAACCAUCAAAACCUCCAGAUUUCAGUGCCUUGGAUUCUGUUCAUGAUGACUCCGUGGUUCCUUCAACCCAGAGUAACAUUGUUGAUGGUGAGGCAAAUGCAUCAGAAACCAGCAUCUUCCAGAAUCUCAAAUUGUCUAAACAGGUUCGUAGCGCUAAACUCACGUCGUUCCAUAAUGAUCAAGAGGAUAGCAUCUCUAUCAUGAAAACAUCUUUGAGAUCUUCGCAACCUCAUUCAAAUAGUAUGCAUGAAUUUACAACCACUCUCCACAAUAGUUUUAGCUCUAGUCAAUCCAACAAUCUUCUUACCUCUGAAACCGGUACCAUGGUACUUGGAACUAAGAAACAGGAUUAUCUAGAUGUUGAAGCUGCUAAAUCUCUUGAAUCUUCAUCUCGGAUUUUUGAAGUUGGCAAUAAUAUAUUUUCAAAUGGUCAAGGUAAAGCAUCUUCUUUCAGUGAUGACAAUCGUCUCAGCUCUUCCACAACUGGUAUUUCUGAGCGACAGAGCAUGAAUCAAGCGUUUCAAAAUUUCUCCGGGAGGGCCUUCAUAGAGCAGUUUGGAAGUGGAUAUCCAUUUAUAUCGCCUUCAUCAUCACCACCACUUGAAAAUAUGAAAAUAUCAUUUCAGCCUAUAGAAGGAUUUGAGAUGUCCAAACUGAAAUUGAAGUUUCCUGAUGGAAGCGGGUGUCAUGAAAGUAGUAGAGAUAUGUUUCCUUCAUUUCAGUUAGUCCCAGAGGAAUCAAUUUCAUUGCAGGAUGUUGGUUCAGACUCUGAUGAUGACACUUUCUGUGAAUCUUCUCCUCAUGGAUCAGAGGAUUGUCUUGGUCGUUAUUCUGAGUCAGAUUCUGAGGAAUGGGAAACCAGAGAAUCUACUAGAUGCAACGAUGAUGCUAUAUAUGAUGCUUUUUGUGAGAACUCCACUGAAUCAGUUUCAAGCAACUUGGAUAUUGGGAAAAUAGAUGAUGGACUGGUCACUAACAUAAGCGGGCAAAAUUUAAGCAAUGAAACUGUUAUGGAACAUACACAAACAGAUCUGCCAAGUUUUGAGAUCCUGAAUAAUUCAUUUAGAAAGGAUUUACACGAUGAUUUUGAAAUGAUGUCUGAACUAGAUUCAGAAUUUUCCAAGGAUCCCACACCUCCACCUCCUCUCCCUCCAGUGGAGUGGCGGGGUAUGAAACCAAAUCCAGACAUGUCAAGUGAAAAACAAGUUCCUUCCUUUCAAGGCCCAACACAUGAGUAUUAUAAUAAACUUUCAACUUCGACAAUCUCCCAGCAACCGAAGCCAGCACCUUUUAAUCACGAAAAUUUUGAGGCAGGUGUAUGUACAACAAAUAGCAAGCAUCAAGAUGGCCAGAAACUCAAUGUACAGAAGGUUGCUAAUCAGUCCAUAAACAGCAAGGUGGUAGAUGAGAAGGAAGAUUUCCUUCAACAAAUUAGAACAAAGUCAUUCAGUCUUAGGCCCACGAUCACUGAACGGCCUAACCUUGCUGCAAAUGUACCUGCCAAGGUGUCAGUCACAGCAAUUCUGGAGAAGGCAAAUGCAAUUCGCCAGGCUGUUGCAAGCGACGAUGAUAGUUGGAGUGAGGACUAAGUAAUAUGAAUGUAAUUUGAAGAUGCAUGCUGGAUCUUGAAUUUUUUGGUGGUGCUGUGAUAUAUAUGUGAGGAAUCAUAGUUCUACCAUUUGUAAUUAUUUUGUAGGGUAUAUUUGUUGUAUCCACAAUAGGUUAUCUCGUCUAGUAUAAUUUUUUUAUUGUUGUAAAAUUUGGGUCAGAAAGUUAUCCUACUGCUAUGUAUCCCAAAUUAUACUAGUGCUAAAAGUAAUAAUUAGUACCCUUCUUCCCGGUAGCAA